UGUGGUGUAUCCACUCAUGCGCCCAGGGUCACCCUCUUGGGACUGAAGGGGAACCUCCCCUUUUUCUCUGCCUCCCCCACCUGCCCGGUUUGUCCGUCCAAUCAGCAACCGGAGCGCCUGCGUGACCGCCGCCGCCACAAAGAGGGCGUCACCGCGCCUGCGCAACUUUGCGGACCCGAAAGUGGCCUUCCGCUCCUCGCCGAAUUCUCGCGAGACGUUCUCUUUUCCAAGAUGGCGGCGGAUGAGGUGGACGCUGUGCUGGCGCUGCUAAGCCGGGUCUCUUCGCUGGAAGAGCCGCUGGAGGAGCUGCGGGCCCUGCGGGUGGCCGUGCAGGCUCUGCCCUCCGCCGCCCUCCGCGAACGAGGCCCUGGCUACCCCUUAGCCGGGCUCUUCGUCCUCAUGGCCCUCGGGGAUACUGAUCAGGUCUCUUUAUGUGUCUCGAUCUUGGAGAGAUUCCUGCAAGUCAUGGAUCCCUUGGAUAUAAUCCAAAACUUUGGGGUGGAACUUCUGAAGGGACUGUUCCACCCGGAUGAUUCGGUGAAAAUCCUAACCAUCUCCCAAGUUGGAAGAAUUGUUGAAGACUCCGUUGCUGUCAGAGAAAUCCUUAACACUCCUGAAUUACUGAGGCAGAUUGUCUACUGCAUUGCUGCUGAGAAAAUAGCAGUGGCGAAAGAGGCCAUCAGAUCUUUGUCCAGAAUAGCACAAUCGCCUGAGGGCUUGGAAAUUUUGCUGGCGGGGAAUUUGCUGAUUGACUUGAAAAACGUCAUGGCGAAGAGCGACAUCAUACGUUAUCGCGUGUAUGAGCUAGUGAUCAAUAUUUCGUCAACAUCGGUGGACUCUCUCAACUACUGUGUGAACAGCGGCUUAAUAUCGGAAAUGAUUGGGGAACUGACGGGAAACGACGUGCUUGUCAGGGCGACCUGUAUUGAGAUGGUGACCUCACUGGCCCACACUCAACAUGGACGGCAGUAUCUCUCUCAGCAAGGCAUCAUCGACAAAAUUUCCAAUAUAAUCAUUGGCGCUGAUUCAGAUCCCUUCUCCAGUUUCUACCUGCCAGGUUUUGUUAAGUUUUUCGGCAACCUGGCGAUCGUGGACAGCCCUCAGCAGAUCUGCGAGCAGUAUCCCGCCUUCGUAGAGAAGGUCUUCAACAUGGCCGAAGGCCAGGACCCCACCUUGUUUGGCGUGGCAGUGGACACGCUCGCAAUCUUGGGCUCAAACGUGGAGGGCAAGCUGGUGCUCCAGAAGACAGGGAGUCGGUUCCAUCGUGUGCUAAACAGAAUCGGGCACCAAAUAAAGAACGCCCCGACAGAAAUGCGAAUCCGAUGUCUGGAUGCUAUUUCGUCUCUCUUCUUCUUGCAACCUGAGCAGCAAACAGAAGAUCUUCUCCGGAUGACCGAAACGUGGUUCUCGUCUCUAUCCAACCAGCCCUUGGAGCUGUUCAAAAGCAUCAGCACUCAGCCCUUCCCCGAUCUCCAUUGCGGAGCCUUGAGGGUUUUCACUGCCAUUGCAAAUCAACCUUGGGCCCAGCAGGAGAUGCUGGCUAGUCCUGGCUUCGUCGAAUACAUCGUGGACAGAUCGGUGGAACCAGAUAAAGCUUCCAAGGAGGCCAAGUACGAACUUGUCAAGGCUUUGGUUAACUCAAAGACGGCGGCAGAAAUCUUUGGAAACCAGCAUUACUUGAGACUGAAGGCUUACAUGCGCGAGGGGCCAUAUUACGUUAAGGCUGUCUCAACUACCGCUGUGGAAGGAGCCGAGUAGCUUCAGACGACGUAAUUUCAAGCUCAUUCCAGGGUUAGCUAAAGGUUCCGGAUUUCUGGAAGGUGGGGGCUGGCCUGUUGAUUUGUAGGGAGGACAAAGAAAGUUGUGGGUAACAUUUAACUUGGUACGAGUUUUCUUAUUUUUCCGACGUCGAAACGGCGGGAAGUUGGUUUGAAAUACGGAGAUUUUCUAGGCAUUUUCCUGAUGGAAAACACAGGCUCUACCAUGUCACGCUACUUAAAAUCCAGGAGAACAGUUGUUACCAGGAAAGGAGAGUCUAAUUUUUAAAAAACAAAA
This is a messenger RNA of Ahaetulla prasina, 2055 nucleotides long. It is a transcript of the gene PSMD5, whose product is annotated as proteasome 26S subunit, non-ATPase 5. The record is from RefSeq and is a predicted model, not a curated record. Lineage: Eukaryota; Metazoa; Chordata; Lepidosauria; Squamata; Colubridae. Gene Ontology annotation, cellular component: cytosol. The transcript has 10 exons. The coding region runs from base 232 to 1758 and encodes 508 amino acids. Gene Ontology annotation, biological process: proteasome assembly.